This is a messenger RNA of Petromyzon marinus (sea lamprey), 6582 nucleotides long. It is a transcript of the gene CEP162, whose product is annotated as centrosomal protein 162. The record is from RefSeq and is a predicted model, not a curated record. NCBI's taxonomy places the organism in Eukaryota, Metazoa, Chordata, Hyperoartia, Petromyzontiformes, Petromyzontidae. Gene Ontology annotation, biological process: cilium assembly. Gene Ontology annotation, cellular component: axonemal microtubule; centriole.
CGCUGACGUCACGAGCGGCGGGUUUUUUCCCGCGAGACUUUCGGUUGUCAGGUCGUGAAUCGAUUAAUCGAUUACUGCGUGUUUCGGUGUCGCGUUGUCGAUUCACUCGUCGGAUCGUGGCGUGCGUGAGAGAGUCAGUUAACAUAUAAUAAUUCGCCUUAUAUGCACAUUUACUCGUUUCACUGAUAGAUGGGAACGAACGAGACAGGCAAAAAAAACCGAGACAGUACAGACGCGACGGAACAAACUUGACGCGGGAAUCGGUUUUGGAAUCUAAUUGUCAUUAAUGUUCAGAUAAUCGAAUCGCGGAGGGUGCGGAUCGCCGUUUGUUUUUGUUACGCGCCCGUCCCAUUACAAACGUCAACGUUAGUGACAGCCAACGUGCUAAAAGCGUUAAUUACAAUGGCAAAUAUCCGCGUAAUUAACACGCGUCGGCUUAUUAACUGUUAAAAGGACGAAGCUAUAUUAAGAUCGUGUUAAUAUUAACAUUUUGUUGGUGCUGCUGCUGGCGAUCGUGAUAAUAUUCACAGAUUGUGCGCUCGCUCUCAUCACAGUGAGAUGAUGCAGAUGAUGAAGAUGAUGAUGGUGGUGGUGAUGGUGACGGUGUUCGCCUUCAUUUAACCAGUGGCGUCGCUGCCGAGUGCCACGGUGAGCAAGCAGCCCCUUUCCUCGGCUACCAUGCAGCGUGGCCAGCUCACCAAGGAGGAGCUGGAUGAGCAGUUUGAGAAGUUCAUGAAGGAGUCGCUGUCCGACGAAUCUGAUUUCACUCGCUCCGGGAGAGUGAGCGCUGCGGGGAGCCCGGAGCGCUCGCGCGACGCAGCCUCAGCUACGCCAGAGCGGCGGCCCUGGUGGAGUGAUGACCGUGACGUCAAUCCCACAGGGCUGAGCGGGGCCACACGGAACUUCCUCAAGUCGUCUCGCGCCAUUGUGGAGGAAGAGUCUGAAGAUGAGGCGAAAGGGCAGCAGCAGCAGAGCAGCCAGAGGCUUCCCCGUCAGGAUGUCCGCAAGGGAACAGCUUCUGUCUCCAUCAGCCGAGACAGUCUUGAAGUGGACGAGGAUGUGGCGGGGUUUGGGUUGGACACCCUGGAGGAGCAGGAGGAGAAGGAGCGCUUCUUUCGGGAGCUGAGUCGAGGCGGGGUAUCCACGCCUCACGAUCUCGCUCAACAGCAGUCGUUACCCUCGCCACCAGGCUCAAUACACGAGCGGAGGCCCAUCUCAGAUGAUUUUGACGACAGUCAGACAACAGUGAGAAGGACGUUCCCUUCAGGUCUGCACAGCGUUGACGUGGGUCAAGAAAGUUCGACGGGCAUUUCGCAGGCUGCACGGGAUGUUUCAGAAGCAGCAGAGCAUCCGGAAGCAGCUGCAGCGGCAGCAGCAUCAGCAGCAGUGAGACCUGAGAUCACAGGGCAAGCAGAUAGUGUGGGUCACCCCGAGACUUCAGCACCACCCAAGAACGGGGGGCCAAGGAAACCAAUUGAAAUCCCAGCACCGACCAGCAUGCUGGCAAAAGUUGCCCUUUUGGACUCAAUGGAUUCGACGCUGGACACUCAGAAGCUGCUUUUGGAUGUGAGGCCGACUCUGGGCGAUCACUAUGAGGAUGAUUAUGAAGAGGACGAUCAUGAGGGGGGCAAUCACGAGGAGGACAAUCACGAAGAAGUCGAACGUGAGGAGGGCAAGCAUGAGACGAGUGACACUCGCAAUGCCUCUGCACCCACUGCAGGACCAUGGCUUGCAGAGAGUGGCAGCGAACUGGAUUCGCUGUGCCGUGUCUACAGAAGCGCUGGCCGGCUGACGGGAGGCAGCGAACCUGGUCAGCCGAUGCGUGACCCCACCAACCAUCCCACGGGUCACCCUACAGGGGCAAACUUGCAUGUACAGCCACAUGGACUCUCUGCCACUGGCUCUGAGGAGGCUCCCACACAGGAAGAGCUGAUGAGGAGAAUUGAGAGUGGAAUGCCGUUUGUGCGAAGCUUCGAUCUGUUGCCUGCCAGGUUGCACCUAGAGGGCCCCUCCGAUGUGACCCCGGAGGAGUCGCAGCUGGAGCCACCUACGGCCCUGACGAUCGCCGCAUCCUCAGACACCCAACUCGAUUUGGUGGGACCAGGCAGACGGCCUGAGCUUGACGGUGUGGCACGCGGUGGCGGUGGUGGUGGCGGUGCUGAUGUUGCGGGAAACCUUGUGGAAACUGCCGACCCGUGGGGGACUGUGGCGUCGACGCGCAGGAGUGAAGGCUUGUCCCCACAACGGGGGACCGACGUGCGACACGCGAUCCAGCAGUCUCCCAAUGUAAGACUUCAGGAGAGCAGAACAGCCAGAGUCGCGGAACCCCAAGUCGUGGAGGCCCGCAAGCUUCGAACCUCCAGCCCGUAUGCCAACGUGAAGAGCUCGGGGUAUGGUCGUUCAUCCAGCCCCGCCAGAGUCGAACGGCCCACGAAGACUGGGCGGGCAUCCACCAGGCACACCCGGCCACCAGCGACUCGUGCAGCCCCUGGGGGAGCCGAAAAGAAGAGCCGUGCGCCCAUGCACUCGCCAUCCAGGGGAAGGACGCAUACAAAGACCGAACCGCGGUUGAACCCGGCCUCCACGUUCAACGCCAACCCUCGUCGCAGAGAAACCCGAAAAGCUGACCUCCCGCCGGUGCCCAGGGCGGGCGUGUUCGUGGACGACGACUUCAUGUCGUGCGUGCGCUCGCUGGCUGGCUACGUGGACGGGCGCAUAAGGAGUUCUCUGCUUUGCGACUCGGCUGAGAGACAAGCCGACCAACUAUUUCAUGGGGCCUAUUCUUCCUCCCCUCCACGAGGGGGAGCCUCGCCCCCUACGAAAGAGCAGCAGGGCGGUCCCACGGCGGAGCUCCAUCAUGGGGAUGGCCACACAGGCGCGAGGGAGAGAGCCAGUGGCUCUGUGCUUGUACAGGAGCCGAGCAAGGAGCUCCGCGAUAGGUGCACGGAGUUCCUCCGCCGUGAGGAGCAGCUGAAUGCGGAGCACGCGAGGGAGAUCGCUGAGCUGAAGCAGCAGAACUUUGUGUUACAUGCGAAACUGGUCGGCGAGGAGAGUGCACGGACUGAGAGGCAGACUCCGGGCAACUCGGUGGACGAAAAACUGCACCACCUGGAGAAGGAGCUGCGUCAGCAAGAAGUCAUUAUCCAGGGCUACCACCAGGAGAACGAGCGACUGUACAAGCAGGCUAAGGACCUCAAGACAAUGAACUGGGAGAGUGAGCAGCAAAUGGUUCAUGAGAACCAGCGGCUGAGCGCAGAGCUUCUAAACCUUAAGGAGGAGCUGGCACAAAAGAAGGAGCAGAUUUCCCACCUGAGAGAAGCCGUCGCUCCCACCCGGAACCGGUCGGUAACUGGCGACCUGGAGGGGGAGCUGUCAAGUGCGCAGCGGGAGCUGGAUAAGUUGAGACAGGAGGUGAGGAGCAUGAAGCUGGCCAAUCAGAGCCUGGAAGUGGAGUUGAACAAGGCCAAGAAGGAGUGCGAGAAUGCCAAGACACAGGCCACCUACCUGUCAGGUGACAAGGAGCACGAGCUGAAGGUCGUGGAGCAGCAGCACCGGCAAGAGGUGGAGCGCCUUGCCCGCAAGGUGGCGUGGUAUGCCGAGAACCAGGACAUGCUGGACCGCGACGCAGCGCGACUCAAGGCUGCCACUGCGCAGAUUGAGGCCCUCAAGCAGCAGGUGGAAGAGCUGCAGGCUGCCAUUCGGGACCGGGGGGAACAGCGCCGCAGGAGCACGGGUGAGCGAGCGGCUGACGCCCGGAGGAUUCAGGACCUGGAGAGACAGGUGCGGGAGAUGGAGGAUAUCUUGCGCCGACGCCACCCCAACUCUCUGCCGGCGCUCAUGUACGCGGCGGCGUCUGUGGGCGACCGUGCGCUGGGUUCGGACGCGGCACCAGGCGGCUCGGCCGAGCUGCUGGAGCGCCGGCUACGCAAGCUGGAGGCGGAGUUGGAGGCCAAGGACGAGGAGGCCAAGCGUGGUCUGCGCGUCAUGGAGCAGCAUUACAACAAGAUGAAGCUGCAGUACGAGCAGAGGAUCAAAGGGCUGGAAGAGGUUCUUAGAGAGCGGCCGCCUCCCUCCUCCGGUGCCGGCUACUCGCCGCACUCGUCGCUCGACCACCUGUCCGUGCUCAAGGCCGGUUACGAAGCUCGCGAGCAGGCCCUGGCUGCCGAGAACGAGCAGCUGCGGUGCCAGCUGCGGGAGCUGGAGGGGAGGGGCGCCGCUCCAGAGGGCCACUUCAGAGACGGUGCUCGGGACGCAACGGACCACAGCCGCCUAGAGGCGGUGGUGCACGAGAUGAGGAAGAAGAAUGACGAGAUGGAGGGAGCGGUGGGGCGGGCGGCCGCCGGCGAAACACGGCUGGGCAGACGGGGCGGUAAAAGCGCCCGUCGCAAACACGGCAACAUCAAGAAGCGUGUGCAGUUUGAGGGUGAAAGGUCGAAAGGCUUGGGUAUCGCAGAGGCGAAUGGUGACGUGAAUGCACAGGCGCUGAACCUAUACAAUCAUAACAAGAGUGGGAAUGGUGGUGGUGGUGGUGAUUGUGGUGAUGGUGAGGAAGAAGAGGUGGAGGAAUUGGAGGAGCGUCACCAGAGGGGUGCGGAGUCGCCCACGCAGAGCGCUCGGCUCAAGGCGGAGAUGGAGCGACUGGCGCUGGAUGCAGAGCACCAGCGGGUGAAACUGCAAGCCUUGCUAGCGCGGGCUGAGGCAGAGACUUGCAGGUCCAGGGAGGAGGGAGCGGCACAGAUGGCAGCACUGAGGGAUGGCCACAAGAGGGAGCUGGAGCGCUUGAUGGCACAGCAAGCACUCCAGCAUGCCAGCACGCGCACAGCCGAGCUCGCCAACCAGACCAGCGCUCAGGAGGUGAUGAUCGCUCACCUUCGACAACAGCUAUCGGAGCUGCAGGAGGAACACGAGGAGCUAAUGUUGUCGCGUCGCCGCGAACAGACGCUGCAGGACCAGGUCGUGCGCCUGCUGCAGGAGCUGGGGGAGGCGAGGGAGACGCACACACCCGAGAUGAAACAGUUCCGCGCGCUGGAGGCCAAGGUGGUGAUGAUGGAGCAGCGGCACUUGCGCAGGGAGCAGGAGCUCACGCAGCUGGUGCAGCGCACGCGACAGAGCGGCGAGCAGGAGCGCAGCCGGGAGGCGGUCGAGUGGCGGCGCCAGGUGCUUCACAAGAACGCGGAGCUGGAGCGCUUCCGCUCGGAGCUGGACUCCAUCCUGGAGGUGCUGCGGGAGCUGCAGAGGCAGGGGGUUGUCAUCCCGGCCAUGGGCGCAGCGCGCACGGGUGCCACCUGACUCCCAAAUCUUCACAAAGGCAGCGCCACAAUAAGGGGACAGGGAUCACUGUUGCACACACCUGUGUCACCCUCCAUCUGUUAGAUCGUAUCCCACCCCGCGCUAAGUAUCCACGUGUGCCCUGAUGGAGUUGGUGGACAUGGAGAUGAGGAGCCAGUUAUCUUCAUUUUUAACGUUAUAAUAAUUUAUACUGUAAGAACAAGUGGUAAAUGAGUGGAUUGAGAGAUGCUGUAGUCAGAAUGGUGGGCCUCCAUUUAUACACAAAGGAUCCGGGUUCAGUCCAUCAAUAGGGUAACAAUGUCGUUUUUUAUAUAAUGACUCAUUGCACCUUAAUAUAUAGUCCAAAUAAAAAAUUGUUGCAAACCUAAAAAAAAUAUUGUAACCCGAGCUGACCAAUUGAACCCCAUUCCGUCAUGCCUUCCCAGUGUCUUAGCCCUUUGGCUGAAGCAUCUCCUCACCAAGUGACACCGUUUUUUUCCAUACUUGGAUUUAUGCAGAAAUUAUCCCCCACCUGUAUUAUCGUCGCACAACCCAUUUUCCCGCAUCUCCGCCAGCUCACUCACCAGCCCCCACCACUUGAGUGGAGGAGGUGCCGCCACUGUCUUAUCAACUCCGGCGGUUGUCAUCGCGCCCGCCGUGGGACUAAUGUAACUAGGUGCUGUGGCUCGUAAGCAACGCAUUUGAAUUGUUUUCAAGGAAUAUGGAACACAAAAGAAACAGCUCUUAUGUUGUAAAUAUGUACGAAGCCACAUUUUCUGCGGGGGAUGUUACUUGUAGCUGCACAGCUUUAAACUGAAAUGUUGUUUAUAUGAGAUCAUCUUCGCAAGAGUUAUUGUGACCCACUGCUACUUUAAAAUCACUUGUCAGACGCCCUCCAGUGACGCACUGUUGCAUGAUCUAGUGGGGGUGACUACUGAUGGCUGUGCGUGCAUUUGAACGUAAUUUUCAAAUGUUCUUUUCUCAUUCAUGAAACUUUUAAUUAAUGUUUUACAGACCAGGGCACCACAGUCUGUGCAUCUAUAAAGUUGUUUGUUUUGCAUUGUGUGUUAAUUUUUAAUGUCCAUACCAAGGCAAGUAGGUGGUGUGUAAUUGAAGUUAUGUUAGCCACAAUGUGAAUAAUGAUGCAUUUCUCACUUCAUGUCCUGUACAUUACACCGUCUAUUCAGGGUGCGCUAACAAGGCUUCGCAAUGGUUGUUUUUAUAAAGUGGUUUACAGUAAUUAUUUUACCUCUGUAAUCUAGACUUUGUAUUGCUAUAUUUAAUUUUUUAAUAAAAAAUAUUUUUUGAAGUGAA